CUCGCGGUGAGUCAGUUAGUUGCGCGGAGGCCGCCGCCGUUGUCAGACAUGCAGUGAAAUGCGACUAUUGUUGCUGCUGUGCGUACUUAGCUGCGCGGCGGCCACUGAGGAUGAGCGGCCGAACUACCCCAGUUCGAUCCACGAGAUGGUCAAAGCUCAUUUGGCGGCAAGCAGGCGUUCACGGACAACCAAAGGCCACUGGGGGCCUUGGUCCGGCUGGACGGAAUGUUCCUCAAGUUGCGGGGGCGGUGUCAGGUCGCAGACCAGGCAAUGCCUGCCAGGUCCUCUCAAACCCACCACGGGCCGUCGCCGCAGCAAGCAGCACCACGGCUGUCUGGGCCUGUAUCGCCGCUACCACGUGUGCAACACCCAGCAACUCUGUCCCGCCGGCACCGACCUGAGGGAGGCUCAGUGCGCCACCUUCGACCCGCGACCUUUUGGCGGCCGCGUAUUUCAAUGGAAACCUUUCUUGGACGCUCCUAAUCAGUGCCAGCUGAACUGCCGGGCCGAAGGGCAGCGUUUCUACGCGACCCUCAACCAGAGCGUGGUGGACGGCACCGCCUGCCGGCCGCCGCAGGGGCCGACGGGGCGGCCAGUGGCCACGGAGCGGUGGGUGUGCGUCUCAGGAGAGUGCAAGCACGUGGGCUGCGAUGGGGUGGUUGGAUCUGAGCGGCGGUGGGACGCUUGCGGCGAGUGCGGGGGACGCAACACUUCGUGCCGCAUUGUCUCGGGCAUCUUCUCGAACCACGCCAAUCUGCAGGUCGGCGUUUUGAGCAACAUCCUCACCCUGCCGCGCGGCGCCUGCAACAUCAGUGCUGUCCAGGCCGCACCUUCCACCAGCCGAUUAGUCUUAAGAAGAACCGCCACAGCCCAGCCAAUUUCCUUUGAAUCUGCCGCCUUCAACCACCAUCCCGCAGAAGGAACCAGAGGCGAAUUCCUCACAGCCCGAGGCCCUCUUCUGGAGGCAGUUGACCUCGCCCUCCUCUACGGAGGAGGUCCGUUGGGUGUCCGCUACCAGUUCGGCCUGCCGACCAACGAAGUGGUACAGCAGGACGACGCCUCCGCCCUGCGACCGCGACGCAGACCCCGCAAGUUCUCCUGGCACAUGGUGGCCGCGUCAGAGUGUUCCAAGUCUUGCGGUGGUGGCGUCCAGGCGGUCAAAUUCGUUUGCACGCGCGAGGGAGGCGGCCACGUUCCUGAGAAGAGGUGCAGCCACCUGGAGAGGCCGACGGCCAGAAGCAUGAAGUGCAACGUGCGGCCGUGUCCUGCCGAAUGGGAGUAUGGGCCGUGGGGACCUUGUUCGGCCUCCUGUGGUCCGGGCACUCAGGCGCGAACCGUCGCUUGCAGGCAACACAUCUCGGCCACAAUGACAAACAUGAAGGUCAAUGAAGCUGCUUGCCUGGGGCAACGAGAACCUCGCACGCAACCCUGCAACCAGGGCCCCUGCGACGGCCCUCGGUCCACUGACGUCUUCGACGGUCCCUCUGACAGUCCUCAGGGCCACUGGCUGACCACGGUGUGGAGCGAGGGCUGCGCGUGCGGCUCCGGUCUGCAAACGCGUCGCGUCGCCUGCUCCACCCUGACCUGUGACCCUGCCCAAAGACCUUCGGAGACGCGCCCGUGUGCCAGGGCAUGUCGCGAGGCCCAGUGGUUCACAGGCCCGUGGAGCCAGUGUUCGGCCCACUGCGGCCCAGGCCGGCAGUCGAGGCCCGUUUUGUGCUUGAAGGCCAAGGCGGCCGUUGACGAGGAGCAUUGCGCGGCCCACGACAAGCCACUGGCCGAGAGGGCGUGCGAGGAGCGACCGUGCGGAGGUCAGUGGUUCGCCAGCGAGUGGGGCGCCUGCGAGGAAGAUUGCGGGCCUCAGAGUCGGGAGGUCAGGUGUCUGGAUGAGGCGGCCAAAGCGGCUGAAGACUGCGCCAACGACGAAAGACCGGCGGCUAGGCGGCCGUGCUCUUCUUGCUCCAAAUCAGCGCUGGAGCAGAACUUGGUGAGCAGCGAUUUGCCUCGCGCCCAGUUGCUGGCACGCUCGGAGCCCGAGGUGGAAAAUUGUAAAGACGCGCUGCGCGACUGCGGGCUGGUCUUGCGCGCGCGUCUCUGCGGCAAUCGCUACUACCGCACGCGCUGCUGCGUGACCUGCUCGAGGGUGACACCGUGACCUCGUCGCUUACGUCGGACUGACCGAAAAUGAAGGACGAGAUUGCCUGUGAAAAAGUGUGCGAGAGAGAGUGAGUGAAAGAUCCGUCAGUGUCUCCUAUUUACGCAGUAUAAUCACGACGAGUUUAAUUUAAAAGUAAAGUUAAUGGAAAUCUUAUUAUUAUAUUUGAACGUACAUAGACACACCACAUAAAAUAAUAAUAAUAAUAACGUAUUCGUGUAAUAAAGCAGACUGAUCAGCCUAAUUUACAAUCUCGCGUCCAUUUAUUUCGCAUUAGCCGCGCUUAUCAUCGGGGGCCAUUACCGAUCGAGACUUGCUUAGCUUAAAAGCAUCUCACGCGAUAAAAGCCCACGCACUUUAAUGUACCAGCCAAUAAAUCCGCACCGAUCUGGACAAAAAGCGCCUUUGA
Messenger RNA from Neocloeon triangulifer, 2564 nucleotides. RefSeq names its product A disintegrin and metalloproteinase with thrombospondin motifs 10 (gene loh). Gene Ontology annotation, cellular component: extracellular matrix. Gene Ontology annotation, molecular function: metalloendopeptidase activity. Bases 59 to 2155 code for a protein of 698 amino acids. Gene Ontology annotation, biological process: extracellular matrix organization. The record is from RefSeq and is a predicted model, not a curated record. The transcript is spliced from 10 exons. NCBI's taxonomy places the organism in Eukaryota, Metazoa, Arthropoda, Insecta, Ephemeroptera, Baetidae.